UCUCUCUCUCUCUCUUUCUCUGGCAGCACUCAGCUUUUUUGGCAGGAGUGACCAGAAUAAAAACAGCAACACCAGACACAGAAGAGAAAAAAGUGCAAUGAUCCAUCGAACCAAAGGCUUUGCCCUUUCUUAAUUACGUCGUGUCCAGUAUCAUUUUCUUUUUUCCUCCCCUCUUCAUUUUUUUCAGACAUUUUUGAAGUGGUAAUUAGCUCUUGGAGAAUAAAACCAGCUGAUUCGGGGAGGGCCAGUGCAUUUUGGAGCGAGAUGGCUAACAGGAGGGCUGCGUUGCUCCUUCUCGGAUUCUUCCUCACCAUACAGCUGAGUCCUUCGCUACAAGGAGGGGUGUAUGUGCCACAGGGUUCAGCUGGAGGAGGACCAGGAGGUGCUGGAUUGCUACCAGGUGCUGGACUUUACCCAGGUGCUGGGACGUCCCCAUACAAAGCAGCAAAAGCAGCAGCAGGAGGAUAUGGAGGAGCUGCUGGCACUGGUGCUCAAGCAGGAGCUUUAGGGGCUGGAGGUUACGGAGCUGGUGGUUAUGGGGGUUAUGGCGCAUAUGGUGGUGCUGGAAGAUUCUACCCAGUGGCUGGAGGUCUGAAACCGGCUAAAUCAGGCACUGGGCUACCAGGAGGAGGUCUACCUGGUGGAGGUCUUCCUGGAGGAGGUCUACCUGGAGGUGCUGGUGUAAAGCCCCCUAAAGGACCAGGUGUAGGAGGAACUGGUACUGGUCUCCCAGGCCUUGGCAUUCCUCAGACCGGUGUACAAGGACUUGGCCCUGGUGGAGUUGGACCUGGAGGGAAAGCAGCAAAACCUGGAAAAGCUCCAGUACCGGGAGUGGGAGUGCCUGGUCCGUAUCAAGGAGGACUUGUUCCUGGACAAGGCUUCAAUGGACGGGGUGUUCUUCCUGGUGUAGCCACAGGAAAUGGACUCAAGCCUAAAUCAGCUGCUGGUGGAGCUGGACAGGGUCUGGUACCAGGUGCUGGUGGCCGUGGAUAUGGUGGGCCAUUGCAACAAGGAGUUUUUCAUGGAUACCCUCUGAAAUCUCCCAAAGCCCCAGGUGCUGGGUUGCCCUACACUGGUGGUAAACUUCCAUACGGUUAUGGUGGCUUUGGCGGAGGUGCUGGACUCCCCGGUGGGAAAGUAGCUGGCUCCAAGCCGGGUUAUCCAACAGGGACUGGUGUGGGGUCUUUAGGAGUCUCUGCUGCGCAGGCCAAAGCUGCUAAAUAUGGUACUGGAGCUGGUUUAGGUGGGGCUGGAGCUUAUCCAGGUGGUGCAGGUGGACUUUACCCUGGGGCAGGAGGUAUUGGAGCAGGUUUAGGUGGGGUUGGAGCUUUGCCAGGUGGUGCUGGUGGACUUUCGCCAGGGGCAGGAGCAGGUACAGGUGUUCUUACACCAGCUCAAGCUAAAGCAGCUAAAUAUGGUGCUGGUCCUGGUGUUACUGGUAUUGGUGGUGUACCAGGUAGACUCUUUCCCGGGGUAGGAGGUACUGGUGCACUCUCCCCUGCUCAGGCAAAAGCUGCUAAAUAUGGUGCAGGAGCCGUUCCUGGUGGUGCUGGGAUUGUGCCAGGAGCCGGAGGGGUCUACCCUGGAACAGGAGGUCUGACACCCGCUCAAGCCAAAGCAGCUAAAUACGGUUUGGGUGGGGCAGGUGGAGCUGGUGCUGGGCCUGGUUUUGGAGGACUGUACCCUGGAGUAGGAGUUGGUGGAGUAGUGGGGGGAGCUGGAGGAAUUCCUGGAGCAGUACCAGGGGCUGGAGUGUAUCCAGGUGGAGUGAAGCCUCCUAAAUAUGGAGGAGCAGGAGGGGCUGGUGUCGUCCCAGGCUACGGUUCUGUUGCUGGGAUCGGAGGACUUCCUGGAUCUGUGCCUGGGGCUGGAGGGCUAGGUGCUGGUGCCAAACCUCCUAAAUAUGGAGUACCUGGAGGAACAGGUUUUGGAGUCCCCGGAGGAGUCCCCGGAGGAGUACCAGGAGGAGUACCAGGAGGAGUACCAAUAACUGGAGCUGGAGGAUACCCUGCUGGUGCCAAGGCUCUUAAAUAUGGUUUGGGUGGUGCAGGAGGGACUGGAGUUGUGCCUGGACAGAGACCAGGUUUGGGUGGAGCUGGUGGAGUACUAGGUGGAGUUGGAACAGGAACUGGAUAUCCCAUUGGAGGGUAUGGAACCGGGGCAAAACCACCUAAAUACGGUGUUCCGGGUGGAGUACCUGGUGGUGUACCUGGUGGAGUACCUGGUGGUGUACCUGGUGGAGUACCUGGUGGUGUACCUGGCGGAGUACCUGGAGGGUACCCAGCAGGAGUUAAACCUCCAAAAUAUGGAGUUGCAGGAGGUGCAGGAACACCACUGACUGGGACAGGAUUGACACCAGGAGCCGGGGUUGGAGGAUAUCCUAGUGGAGUCAAACCUCCUAAAACUGGCGCAGGGAUCACUGGAACUGAUAUAGCAGGUCCUGGUGCUACACCUGGUGGUGAUGUGGUGGUCGUACCAGGUGGUACUGGGGUGCCCGUUGCUCCAAGUGGAAAACCAGCAAAGCUUCCAAUCCUGACUCCUGGAGGGACUGCUGUACCAGGACCGACGGCUAUUGUAGCAACUGGCAAGGCCCCUGAGCCCAGUGGUGGGCAAAGAGUGCCUAGUGCUGGUCUUGCUAAACCUGGAGCUGGUCCUGGUGGGGUUUACCCCUAUGGCUAUGGCCCAUAUUAUGGAGGCACUGGACCAUCUGGAAUCGGAACUGGUGUGUUACCUGGAGCCAAGCCUCUGAAAGCCCCUGGUGUUGGAGGAGCAGGCACUGCUGCCGGUGUAGGUGGAGUUGGAGGGGCAGGAGGUGUUCCUGCACUCAUACCUGGAGCAGGUGGAGGGUUUCCAGCAGGUGUUGGAUUGGGAGCUGGUGCUAAACCACCUAAACCAGGCUACGGCUCUUUGGGUACAGGAUAUGCACAGCCAGGUGGUGCAGUUCCAGGAGGAUAUGGAGGAUAUCCACAAGCAUAUCCAGGAGGAUAUGGAGCAGGACUUUCACCACAACAAGCCAAAGCAGCCAAAUACGGAGGUGGACUGACGGGAUUCCUGGGAGGAGGUUAUCGAGGUGGAGCGGGCUGCCAAGGAAAAUACUGCGGGAGGAGAAGAAAGUAAACGAUCUCUUGAGAUGUGAAGUGACCUCAAGAAACAUGGUGCUACUGCAUGCUCUAGAAUGUACUUUUGAUACUCAAACAAACAAUCCCAUCAUGCACAAGUGUUAUGUUUUGUACUGAUAGUAAAUAUUUGUAACAAAUCCAAAUCCAGAUCCAUGAAACGUUUAGUGUUUUGUGGCAUUAAUUCAAUCCUGAUUGUUUAUGGCACAUUCCAUCAUGUUACUGUUUCCUGUUGUAGGGUUGCAUAUAUAACCGGGUUCAUGCCAAUGCUGCCAAUGCUGUUGUGUAGCUGUAAACGUUUUAAGCACCGACCUCUUAGUUUUGGAGUUCUGAGACCACCCGAAGCUCUUUCGUUCAGUUGCAGUCAUGAUCUAGCUCUCUAGACUCUUAAAAUAAUGGCAUUUCUUGCCAACGUACAGUACUUAGUAUCUCGCCUGCCAUUUGGAGUAAGUGAAAGCAUUGAGCUCCAGGAGUCCUGUCAUACUGCUGAUUAAACUCUGGGUUGAAAUACUUCACAUCUGGCUGUGCUUCAGCUUAGCAGUUUGCUUGUUAUUUUUGACCCUUCACCAGCUUUCUGUGCAGAUGAUUACAACUACAGUCCUUUAUGGGUGAAUCCCUUCCAAAAAAGAAAUAAUGCUUCGCAUAAAUUUUAGGAGCAUAUGACAAUUGAGCACAUUUUCCAACAAGAUUCUUAUUACAGUAAUGCGUUCAGAGCUUUUACUUUUGAGGGGUUGCUUUGUAAUUAUUUGUAAUCAUUAAUUAUGCUCAAUGGUAAUAUUAUAUUCUCAUUACUGUAAUACAAACAUUUUUAUUUAAUGCGACAUGUUCUUGACACGUUUUGUGAGAUUCUCCCCCUCUGGAUGAUUUAGGCUUUCAGGAAGCAUUAGUGAGUGUCUUUUGAUUUGAGACACCAUGCGUUUUUAUAAGUAGGCCUUAAUGUGCGCGCAAAUGCAUAUUACAGGCUUUAAAUACAUAUUAUGCUAAGAGAGCUUUGUGGAUGGCUGAACGAACGUCAAAUAAGAGCGUGCGGCUCGAUUGCAACAUUCAUUCCUGCACACUGUGUGAAGUAUGAAGAGCUUUGCUCUGAUUAUGCUAAGAACAAGCAGAAGUGAACGGCGGCUUGUGUCUAAUAUCAGUCACCUUGUGGAAAUCUAUUUUGGUAUCUGUCCGGUGAAGGGAACAAACUGAAAGUAAACGUGUAAAAUAGUAAUCAUAAUUCUGACUUGUACAUUAUGUAUGUUUAAACCUGGAAGAUUAACAGAUGUGCUUAUGUUUUUCCCUGGACCCGGGGACUACAGGUGCUUCCAUCAUUUGACCGAGAAUGUGUUUCUUUAAUCAUUGUGUAUUCACAUAGAAUUAGUUUAUAUACAUAUAAAAUAUACAUAUAAAUCAUAUGCUUACAGUAGGUUGGAUCAUUAUCAACAGGUUACUUUGUCUUAUGUUGUUUGUUUUGCACCAGUUGAACUUGACAUGUUGACCAAUUAUCAAGUUUGUACACAUCAUAUGACAAUAACUUUUUUUUUUUUUUUGCUUUAAAUAGCUUAUGCAUUGUAGUCACUGUGGAACUUGCAAAACUGUGUGUGAUAUUUUAAGAUGUGAGUGUCUGUGUGUGUGUAGGUUAUGUAUGUAAAUCCCCCCAAAGAGUGUGUGUGUGUGUGUGUCCGUCCCAAAAGCCUCACUAGCCAAUGUAUUAUCAAACAUAUAAUGUGUCAAUUUUUGCUAUAUUUGGUUGAUACUGUUUUUCAAUCCAUCUGGACAGACACUUUAUCAUGUAUUAAUAUACCUGGUGCUGUAUUUGACCUGCCUGUGAGCCCUACCAGGUCUUCUCUAUUUGUGCCGUAGGAUUUCCAUCUUAUUUAAAUAAAGGGGCGGGGCUAUUGCACUUUUUCCACAACCUAUAUUCUGACUAGUUCCCGGAAAUCCCGGCAUUUUACCUGCUCUAGUGAAAAAUGAAAUAAAAUAUUUUAAAUAAAUAAAAAA
Molecule: messenger RNA, 5096 nt
Organism: Megalobrama amblycephala (Wuchang bream)
Lineage: Eukaryota; Metazoa; Chordata; Actinopteri; Cypriniformes; Xenocyprididae
Gene: elna
Product: elastin a
Exons: 51
Coding region: 265-3117 (950 amino acids)
Molecular function (GO): extracellular matrix structural constituent
Source: RefSeq, a predicted model, not a curated record